Messenger RNA from Culex pipiens pallens (northern house mosquito), 579 nucleotides. RefSeq lists its product as uncharacterized. Lineage: Eukaryota; Metazoa; Arthropoda; Insecta; Diptera; Culicidae. The record is from RefSeq and is a predicted model, not a curated record. The coding region runs from base 37 to 555 and encodes 172 amino acids. The transcript has 2 exons.
CACAAGCAUCUUUCUCCUUCAAUUAAGUCUGUGAUCAUGGAGUUGUUUAGAUGGUUUUUCGUGCUGGCAUGCAUUGCGUCAGUUUCGCUCUACGAAAUCACCAUCGAAAGCUUGCAGCCCGAUCCGGCCAGCGAUCCCACGGCGUUCAACCUGGGCACCAUUCGGCUGUCCCGCAAGUCGCGCAACUCUUUCCGGAUCUCCGGCACGUACUACAUGCUACGAAAUCUGGGCAAUGACGCCCGAGUGGUGCUGGAAAUCCUCCAGCGGGACCCCAUCAGCAAAAGUUUCAAUCGCCUGCUGCUCCGGAAGGAAAAUCCGAUGUGUGAGUACAUGGACUCGGAGCGGAUGUUUCUGCCACACCUGCGGGAAGUGUCCAACCUGCCGCCGGCCGGAGUGUGUCCCUUUCCCAAGAUCAACAUCACCGUCGACGACUACGAGUUCAACGAGUCCAUGUUUCCGCCGAUCAUCCCCGCUGGGACGUACAAACUAAGGUCGAGGGUUUUCGAGGAGGAACGACAAAUCAUCGGAAUGGAGUUUGUUGUUAGUAUUCGUUAAUAAUUCGAAAUAAAUCUUUACUUA